AUGAUGCAGAUCCUCCCCUCUCAUUCGGAGGCCAAUGUAGUCUACAUGCCAGACCGGGAGGUGAGCGACGUGGCGGACCCCGACUUGGGGGCGGCCGCCCUGGAGGACGACGCUAGAGGCGGCUGUGGUGGGGCGGUCGGCUCCGUAGGAGGAGGUGGCGUAGAGGACUGGUCGGAUGAUGAGGAGGAGGAGCAGGUGCCGCGCCACCCGCUGCCUUCCGAUAGGGUGGGUCCAAGCUCCUCAGCCGCACCAACCGCACCAGGCGGUGGGUCGAAGCGCCGAGGUGUGCUGCUGUUCGGCAGCCACCCCAAGAAGCCCAAGCACUGGGCCGCCGCGGCCAAGAACAUGGCCGCUGCGACCAAGUGGCGCGAGGCCGCCGCGAAGGCGACCAAGUUCCAGAAGGCCCCCAAGAAGCCUCCGAUGGUGUCGGCCCUCCGUCAUCGGGGCGGCAAGGGCUCCACCAACAACCGCUGUAUAGACCCGGUCGCCGAUCUCCAGGAGGCGCAGGAAAGGAACGCACGGGAGGUGCGGGAGGAAAAAGAAGCCGCCGCCAAGAAGGCGGAGGCCGACAAGGCAGCCGCAGCCAAGGCGGCGCAAGCGGACGCAGACGCCACAGCCAAGGCCCAAGCCGACACCGUGGCAAAGAAACGGGCAGAGGAUGCCGCGCGCCAGCAAAUCCCGCAGCUCAUCACCCCCUUGCACUCUGCGCCACCAGCGCCAGAGAUCUCGGCGCCGGCUGGAGGAGCCAGCAACGAGCAGCCGGUCGUGGAGAGGGAACGCGGGGAUGCCGUCUUGCCAGAGAUGGAGGCGCCUCCGCAACCGCCGACUGCAGAUGGGCAGGGCAGCCAGCCGGCUGCCCCAUUGGUGCCGCCAGCCGGAGGCGAGCUGGUGGUGGGCUCGGCUCCCACGGCCCGCACUCUAGUGCGCCGCCGUGUGGAGAAAGCGGCAUCGGCGCUGAGGCCGAUGGAGGUUGGGAGCGCCAGUUCGUCGGCCCUCGACGCCGAAGCCACCAGCGUCGUGCCAACAGAGUGGGUGCAUGGCGGGGGGACGAGCGCCUUGAUCAAGGUGGCGCAGGACGUCCAGGCCGAUUUCAAGGCCGAAGCCGCCGCCCUUUCGCAAUGCAUGAAGGCGUUCGUGAAGACGCGGGCCACCGUACGGGACUAUCACAACGUCCGCGCGGCCACCUUCAAUGCCCAUGUUCGGGAGCUGGACCGCCGGACCGCCGACUUGGCAGAAAGCCGGAUAGCCAACGCCGCCUUGCAGCAGCAACUGGGCGAAGCCAACACCGUGUUGUGUGCCAAGGAGGAGGAGUGCAACAGGGCGGCCCAUGAGCGCGACCGCCUGGCCAAGGAACUGAAAGACCAGGCGGAACUUCACAAGGCGGCCCUGAAGCAGGCAGAAGACAACGAAGCCAGGCUCCUGGCUGAGUUUGAGACCGAGCACUCAGACUUCUUUCCUGGCCACUCCGUCGCCGCCAACCAAGCCAUUGAAGCUCGCCGCGAGGAGCGGUGGGCGGAAGGCGCGGAGAUUGCCACCAAUGCCCCUCGGACCCUUGGCGAGCAGCUUCUUGGUAUUCAAGCUCGUCUCCGGCCGGCUCAACGGAUGCUCCACCGGCUGCAGCGUGCUGGGGCUCAGGCGAUCUCCGCCCUCUGGCUGGACAGGCAAACUCCACGCACCCCCAAUCGGACUGCCGACUCGUUCAAAGUGGCUGCCGGCCGGCUUGAGGCAUGGAAGGGCUCUGCAGCCCGAGCAGGAGCGUGGCGGGCAUUGGAGUUCACCAAGGCAUGGUAUCCUGGGCUAGAUCUAGGCCAGUUGGCCACGUUUCGCAAGGAAGCCAGUGCCGAAUUGGUGCCAGUGGAGCGCGACCUCACUCUUCGCGCAGCAGCAAUCGCUGAGUACACCAACACCGGUAUCUUCGUCCCUGAGCUGACCGUUUACGGCGCCGAGGUGCCGCCGGAAUGGCCAACAUCUUCAGCGAAGAAGAGGAAAGAAGAUGCAGCGGCCGUGCCCUCCGUGGAGAAAGGAGGCAACAGCGCCCGCAUCUCCCCGGCCGAUCGUCCUCGCAAGGCCAAGAGGAGCAUCGCCGCGUGGACUGAAGAUCAGUACGAGGCGGCUGCCGCGGCUGUGCAGGAUCAGGUGGGGGCCUUUCUGAGGAGGUUCUGCGGCUUCGUCUUUGCCCCUCUGUCCGGCGUCGUCGACCUUGUAGCUGGUGGUGAAGGUGAAGACAAGAUUGCUCCCGAGGGAGCACCUUCCGCGGGCGAUGGCAACGUCUAG
Messenger RNA from Aegilops tauschii subsp. strangulata, 2274 nucleotides. The record is from RefSeq and is a predicted model, not a curated record. Lineage: Eukaryota; Viridiplantae; Streptophyta; Magnoliopsida; Poales; Poaceae.